Messenger RNA from Lactuca saligna, 654 nucleotides. NCBI's taxonomy places the organism in Eukaryota, Viridiplantae, Streptophyta, Magnoliopsida, Asterales, Asteraceae. The record is from the annotation of a GenBank genome assembly.
AUGACUAAUCUUACGAGUCGAAUGGCCGUUUUUGGACCAAACAUGAUGUUUAGGGAUCUAAGAUGUUCUCCAUCAUGUACGCGUGCUGGAGUACAUGGUACAUUGUCCAUCUGUCCUCCAGAUUGCUUUGAGUACAAAGGAACACUUGAUGUUUUCUACAAAAUUAUUCGGCAGGAGGGAUUUGGAAGAUUAUGGCGAGGCACCAAUGCUGGCCUUGCAUUGGCUAUACCAACUGUGGGAAUCUAUUUGCCUUGCUAUGACAUCUUCCGGAAUUGGUUUGAAGAGUUUGCAGCUCAAACUACUCCAAGCAUGACACCGUAUGCCCCUUUGCUGCUUUUAUCUUCUGUACCCACCCGUGGAAGACACUCCUAUGGACUUAACGCUUGCUCCAGAAGCCCCUUCAAAAUCGUCGGUGGUCCCGCUAGCUCCGCUGUCGGAAAUCCAGAUGAAAUUGCAAAACUUUUCCCAUCACUGUUUGGGCAACCAUCAGCAAUAUUGGUGCCAGGGUUGAUGAAAGCGAAUAGCUCUCGAGUUAGAAGUGGAAAAGAAAGCUCAAGCCGAAAGAGAUAAGAUGCUGAAAAUGCAAGUGUUGUAUUCUUCAUUUCAAUUGUUAGUAUGAAACAUAGAGUAGAUUAGAUGAAUGCAAAUUUAUAU